CUACCACACUCGCCAAGCUCACAUUCUGGCAACUGCCUUCGUGGAGAAGUGGCUCAGCGCCUCAGCUGAAGGGAGCCCGAGGUGAGGUGUGAGGAUAUGGACGGGUGCGGCGGCGAGAAGCGCGCGCUGGCCUCGGAGCUGGCGCAGGUGCAGGCCAUGGUGAGGGAGCUGGAGGCGCGCAUGGACCAGGACCUGCCGGCGGCCGCCAGGGAGCUCUGCGGGGAGCUGGCGUCGUCCGUCGACAGGUCCAUCCGCAUCGCCAGGGCGUGCGGCUGGUAUUCGCCGGGGUCCCGCGACGGGAGCCCGCGCAGCGACGGCGCCCAGCACCCGGGCGGCGGCGGCGGCGGCAAUGCCCAGUCCAAGAGGAGGAAGGGGACGCCGUGCGUCAGGACGCAGGUGCGGGUGGCCGCGGUGCAGGACAUGGCGCCCCUGGACGACGGGCUCAGCUGGCGCAAGUACGGGCAGAAGGACAUCCUCGGCGCCAUGUACCCCAGGGCCUACUUCAGGUGCACGCACCGCAACUCGCAGGGCUGCUCCGCCACCAAGCACGUGCAGCGCGCCGACGGCGACCCGCUGCUCUACGACGUCGUGUACCACGGCGCGCACGCCUGCGCCCAGGCCGCGCACCCCGGCGCGGAGCACCUGCGGCGGCAGCUGCAGCCUGAAGGGCACGCCGACGCCGAGCAGAGCUCGCCGCUCGCGCCGGAGGCCGAGUGCCUCCAGGCCGGACUGGAGCCCGUGGCGCCGUACUCGUUCGCCCCCGCGCCGGGUGCCGGCGCCGACUUCGUCGGCUACUUCCCGCUCCUCUCGCCGACGGGCUUGGAGUGGCAGCUCAGGAGCAGCUACGCGGCAGGCGGGCUCGGGGUCGGCAUGGAUUACGAGCCUCACUUCGAAGAGUUCUACAAGAAUGCUACCGAUCCCUUCCAGUGGGAGUAUUCGGACUUGUACGCGGCCAAUUAGAUGGAUCGGCCAUCGCCCAGUCAAUAUUAUGUGCAGCACGUACUGUAGUUAUACUGAACUUUGUCAUCAGUAUUAGCUCCAGAUUCUAGUGAACUUUUCUGCUACAAUCAACAGUUGGGUGCUAUGGCCUUGUCCAAGGCAAACCUGACUUCGCAGAUUAAAACGGGCAACGGGACAAAGCUAAACACACUGUACCCAGUUUAUCUAAAUCUAGAUUGAGGCAGAGAUUCAGGCUUAGUUAAUAACCACGUUGGAGCACUUACAA
Messenger RNA from Panicum hallii, 1225 nucleotides. RefSeq names its product probable WRKY transcription factor 30. The coding region runs from base 97 to 960 and encodes 287 amino acids. Gene Ontology annotation, cellular component: nucleus. NCBI's taxonomy places the organism in Eukaryota, Viridiplantae, Streptophyta, Magnoliopsida, Poales, Poaceae. The record is from RefSeq and is a predicted model, not a curated record. Gene Ontology annotation, biological process: regulation of DNA-templated transcription. The transcript is spliced from 3 exons. Gene Ontology annotation, molecular function: DNA-binding transcription factor activity; transcription cis-regulatory region binding.